Colletotrichum graminicola M1.001 is the source of this 792-nucleotide messenger RNA. RefSeq lists its product as uncharacterized. Gene Ontology annotation, biological process: mycotoxin biosynthetic process. NCBI's taxonomy places the organism in Eukaryota, Fungi, Ascomycota, Sordariomycetes, Glomerellales, Glomerellaceae. The record is from RefSeq and is a predicted model, not a curated record. The transcript is spliced from 4 exons. Bases 1 to 792 code for a protein of 263 amino acids.
AUGCCAAAGUCUUCAGUAAUGCCCUCCCGCGAGGACAACACCGCGCGCUCAUCCUCUGACUACGACGAGAAAUUCGGCCUGCUCGACGGCGUCACAUCCAGCCAUCUAGCCGGCGCGUCACCACGCAUUCGCUGGGCUCUGAUAUUUCUGGCGCUCUCCAACAUCGCCACUUUGUGUGCGCUGUUCUAUGCCGUGCUGACACCACAGCCCGUGCCGACCACGGUGGUGUAUCCGUCACAGCCGGAUUGGUUCCCUCCGCAAAUUCCCGUGAAGAAAAUCUUCAGGAGCGAGCCGGUGUUCGGGCAGGAGCCGAAUAAUGAGAGCAUCGCUGCGUGGAACUCACUUUUGCCAAAGGGCCGCGGCUGGGUGCACAUGCGCAACAAGACAGCCCUCCCCGACAUGCCGGGCCUGAACCAGUCGCUGCCCGAGCACAUCGCGCUGCCGUCGGUAUAUCAUCAGUUGCACUGCCUCUACAGCACAAUGCGCAGCUACUACGACGUCCUUGACCGCAUCAACAACCCGCACCAGAGCCGCGAGCUCCCCACCGAUCCGGGUUGGAACAAGGAGCACCUGAACCACUGCUGGGACUACCUGCGGCAGAACAUCAUGUGCGCGGCGGAUGUGACGCUGGAGUGGCAUCGGUGGAACGAAAAGGUCGAGACGGGCUGGGGGUAUGAGCACCAGUGCAAGGACUGGGAUGCGCUGACGGAUUGGGUGCUAGAGAGGCGGACGUCAAACAACUGGGGCUUGCUGAGAGGGGAAGGGGAGAGAAUUCCGCUGGAGGAUAGGUAG